This is a messenger RNA of Coffea eugenioides, 1767 nucleotides long. RefSeq names its product UDP-xylose transporter 3-like. Lineage: Eukaryota; Viridiplantae; Streptophyta; Magnoliopsida; Gentianales; Rubiaceae. Gene Ontology annotation, molecular function: antiporter activity; UDP-xylose transmembrane transporter activity. Bases 390 to 1445 code for a protein of 351 amino acids. The record is from RefSeq and is a predicted model, not a curated record. Gene Ontology annotation, cellular component: Golgi apparatus. The transcript has 8 exons.
UGGAAGCACGUCUUCGCCUCUCUCUCUCCCGUUUCCUCCCUCUCUCGCAUUUGAUAAUUUGACUGCAAACUUUAUAAGACAAACGGAUACCAUCUAUCUAUAUUCAGAAACCUGUAGUUUCCACGCUACCCCCGGUUGCAGGUUGCAACCAACUCUAGUUGAACUGGCUCCAAAAAAUGACUGCUCACCUGUUUGCCCUAAAUCGGUUUUAAAUUUAUAUCUACACGACGAAGUCCUCAACUUCCAAAACAAAACUCUGAACUUCUGUACCCAAAUACUAAAGCUUCUCCGCUCCUGAUAAAGCGCGGCCCUGUGUGGACACGGAAGUGUCGAACUGCUCGGACCGGAUCUACUUGAAAAUUCUAGUGCAGAGGAUUGAAGUUGCAGAGAUGAGUGAGAGCAAGAGUUUUCAGCUUGGGACCAUUGGUGCUUUGGGCCUGUCAGUGGUUUCGUCAGUAUCGAUCGUAAUUUGCAAUAAAGCGCUUAUGAGCUAUCUAGGUUUCAUUUUUGCUACGACUCUGACAAGCUGGCAUUUGCUUGUCACCUUCUGUUCCCUGCAUGUUGCACUUUGGAUGAAACUGUUUGAACACAAACCUUUUGAUCCACGAACUGUAAUUGGAUUUGGAAUUCUCAAUGGGAUUUCAAUUGGAUUGCUAAACCUUAGUCUGGGUUUCAACUCAGUUGGUUUCUAUCAGAUGACCAAGCUGGCAAUCAUCCCUUGCACUGUGCUGUUGGAGACCCUUUACUUGAGCAAGAGAUUCAGUAGGAGUGUUCAGUUUUCUCUUGCCAUCCUCCUUCUCGGUGUUGGAAUUGCUACUGUUACAGAUCUGCAGCUCAACAUCCUGGGCUCUGUCUUGUCCUUGCUUGCAGUUGUUACAACAUGCAUAGCACAGAUUAUGACGAAUACAAUCCAGAAGAAAUAUAAAGUUUCUUCAACCCAGCUUUUAUAUCAAUCAUGUCCAUAUCAAGCAAUGACCUUGUUCAUAUCUGGUCCAUUUCUAGAUAAGUUUUUGACCAAUCAAAAUGUGUUCACGUUCAAGUAUACUCCAGAUGUACUGGCUUUUAUUGUACUUUCGUGCUUGAUCUCUGUCUCUGUUAAUUUUAGCACAUUCCUUGUGAUUGGAAGGACAUCUCCUGUCACCUAUCAGGUUCUUGGGCAUUUGAAAACUUGCCUGGUAUUAGCAUUCGGUUAUGUUUUACUACACGAUCCAUUUGGCUGGAGGAACAUUAGUGGGAUUGUGAUUGCGCUGGUUGGGAUGGUUUCCUACUCCUAUUAUUGUAAUCAUGAAAAUCAGAAAAAAACCAUUGAACCAACAGCGACACCUGAGGCUGAGGAAGGUGAAUCUGAACCUCUAACACAUGCAGAAAAUGGUGCUGCAGCAUUUAAUGAUAUUGCUGUUUCCAGGGCACCAGAACGGAAAUCUGAGAGGUUCAUGCAUGCAUAAAUGCUUCCCAGGUUUGUGGUGCUUGUGUACACAGCUGCAAUGGAACUGUUUGAACUCUGAUAAGUUGACGCCAAUGUAGUGCAAGUGGGGGAUGUUGAUAAAAAUUCUGGUCCUGUAACCCCAGCAAUCAUGUGCGUAGCAGGUCCUUGAUAUUGCUACAGUAUAUAUUUGUGUAUAUAUAUCUGACAUGCCAAUCAUAUUUUGUUCUGAGGAUUGCAUACUUUUGGAAUUUAGAAUUUGAAUUUUCAAUUUUUAUAGCUUUUUUAAUUGUAAAAAUUGUGUAGUUUCUCAACAGAAAAGAAUAUUGUGAUUUUUUAAAACA